AAGUGCCCGGCGCCGGCACGCAGGGUGCGUGUGCACACACACACACACACACACCCUGCCACACGCCUGCACUGCACCCAGCCGCACCCACAUCAGGCCCAUGGCGGAGGCUGCGGGAGACCUGGGAUCCGAGGAGCGGGAGGAGCUGCUGCCCGAAGACUCCGCAGGGCUCACUACCCAGUGGAGUGUGGAGGACGGAGAGGAGGCCGCGUGGGAGCAGCACCAGCAGGAGCCGGGCAGAGAGCCGCGGGACCGGGACCGGGACCGGGACGAAAGCAGCCAUUCUCCGGAGCAGCCCGAGCAGGAGGCCCUCCUUGGCCGGAAGCCCUCAGCGGGCCCUGAAGUGGAUGAGGACGAGGGUUUUGGGGACUGGUCCCAGAAGCCGGAACUGUGGCAGCCACGCUGGGCGGGCGAGGCCCCCCAGAACGAGAGCCCCGAGGGGGGGCUGGCAGAGGACAGGCCCAGCCAGCGUCGCUGUGACAGCGAGGCCAGCGGUGGGCCAUGCCGACCCGACGUCCCCCUGGAGGACCUGCACCUGAGCCCGGAAGAGGCUGCUGGGGGGUCCCCGGGGGUGGCCGAGGACGAGCACCAGACAGGUGGACAACACAGGACCCCCAGCCCUCCACUCUCAGUGGGGACCGCGGAGCCCAGCUCACCUCCCCUGAGCCCCUCCAUCAAACUGGCUGACCGGACAGAGUCCCUGAACCGCUCCAUAGAGAAGAGCAACAGCGUGAGGAAGACUCAGCCGGCCCUGCCCAUCUCCACCAUUGAUGAGCGUCUGCAGCAGUACACCCAGGCCACUGAGUCUGCUGGUUGGACCCCGAAGGUGUCCCGCCAGACCUCCAUAGAGCUGCCCAGUAUGGCCGUGGCCAAUACCAAGAACCUGUGGGAGACUGGAGAGGUGCAGACUCAGUCUGCUGCGAAGACUCCCCCCUGUAAGGAUAUCGUGGCUGGAGAUAUGAGCAAGAAAAGCCUCUGGGAGCAGAGAGGAGGCUGUAAGACCUCCUCCACAGUCAAGAGCACUCCGUCUGGGAAGAGGUACAAGUUUGUGGCCACCGGACAUGGAAAGUACGAGAAAGUGUCUGUGGACGAGGGUCCGGCGCCCUAGGCUGCGGAGGCCACCUGUCUGGGUGCCAGCGGCAGCUCCCUCCACACCCAGGAGAGACUCCAGUCUCGUGCCGCCAUCAGCAUGGCCUGCCGGGCUCCUGCGACAGCUCCGCUCUCUGCCACCUCCUCUGGCUGCUGAACCUUCCUGCCUCUACCCCCCCUCAUUCUCUUGCCCCUGACUGCCCUGUCUGCCCCUCUCCUCCAGCGCCGGGAUGCUCACCUUGGGUGCCACAGGGCCCCUGGGGGAAGGCGGCCCAGGCCCCGGAAGACCCCUGGGCCCCCCACCGCCCCUGCCGCCCAAGCCGGGAAAAGACAACCUGCGGCUGCAGAAGCUCCCCACUCUGCCUCUUACGUCAGGGAGAAGGAUGAAAACCUAGGAUUGGCCACAAGAACUGCUUCCUAGACAACCCAGGAGCCCCAAGAAAGUCCAGAGGUCUGCCCUCCUCCACACUGAUCUGAGGGGCGCUUGUACUCGCGACGGAUGCUCAGAACUCUGUCUCUCCCCGACCCCACUUUCAGAUGCCCCCCAUCCCCCACCACAUUUUGUGUAAUAAAGCUCCUGGAAUGUUCCUCA
Molecule: messenger RNA, 1681 nt
Organism: Dipodomys spectabilis (banner-tailed kangaroo rat)
Lineage: Eukaryota; Metazoa; Chordata; Mammalia; Rodentia; Heteromyidae
Gene: Lsp1
Product: lymphocyte specific protein 1
Exons: 11
Coding region: 101-1108 (335 amino acids)
Biological process (GO): signal transduction
Molecular function (GO): actin binding
Source: RefSeq, a predicted model, not a curated record